AUGAAAAUCUUUGUUUCUGUGAUCGUACUUUUUGUGUGUUUUCCUAUUAUAUACUGCAGUGAAAGACAAUACCCGAUACACUCAGAGGAUGGAGCUUUUAUCACAAAGCCUACAAUCUUCCCUGCCCAGCUGCUGGGACUUCAGACUGAUGAGGUGAGACCAGUGGUUGUAGCCUUUCCACCAACAAAUCUCAAUAGCACAGCCCGAUAUCGGGCAACCGUGCUUGUUGUAACUGUUACUACUCCAAACCCUCGUGUUGUUCAAAUAAUUGGAAACGAAUCUUUUCACAUCGAAGAAGAAACUUUGCAAAGCACUGGUUUAAACCUCACUUUUCAGUUACGCGGUGUUUUCAUUGGUUACGCCACAGUUUUUGUUCGAGUAGAAAGAAUACUCAAGAAUUUUCUAGUCCCAAAAAAUAUAGAAAGUAACCAGAACAUGGAGAGGUUGCGAAUACCAAUCAGCAAAAGCUCCGAACAGCCAGAGACAUCAACUAUGACCCCCUUCCUAGAACAAAUGGAGUCUGAAUUCCAUCAGUCCAGUUUUCCUCUAAACAAUAAUAUCAACAAUACUCGAGUGUUUGAGUUUUCGGUCAGUGUUAUUAGAGCACCGUCGAUAUUGAAAGACGUUUUUACGUUCUUGGUUGCUAUAGUAAUUGGUAUAAAUUUCGUCAGUAUGGGGUGCCAGCUAGAUCUAAAGCUUAUCAAGAAGGUGUUAAUCAAGCCUGUUGGUCCGAUCAUCGGGUUUUUCUGUCAGUUUCUGUUUAUGCCUUUGGUAUCUUAUGGGUUUGGCUACGCUCUGCUUCAUGUUAACAUUAGUCAGAGACUUGGAUUCUUCGUCUUAGGAUGUUCACCAGGUGGUAUUUUUAGCACCUUUUGGACUGUACUGUUGAACGGGGACGUCAAUUUGAGCAUCACAAUGACAUUCCUCAGUUCACUUGCUGCACUAGGUAUGAUGCCCUUUUGGAUAUUCACCCUGGGUUCUACGUUAUUCCUGAAACACGAGGCUCAGAUCCCCUACGUUAAUCUAGUCUUAUCUCUAGUGUUGUUGACACUACCCCUAGUUAUCGGGCUUUUCAUUCGUUACUUUCGUCCAGGCUUAGCAAAGGUAUCGGACAAGUUGAUUCGCCCUUUCACACUAAUCAUCUUGAUACUGACCGUCAUCCUGGCGUGUAUUACAAACAGUUACAUCUUUCCAUUGUUCACGUGGAGAAUGCUACUGACUGGAAUGUGUAUAGCGUGGAGUGGAUACGGAUUUGGUGCAACUUGUGCGUGGCUAGCUCGUCUUCCAAAAGCACAAAUCAUUGCUGUAUCCAUUGAAACGGCGUUCCAAAAUAUUGCUAUAGCGUAUGUUGUACUGACCAUUUCCCUUCCCCAGCCAGAUGCAGACAUAACAGCUGUAACAGUUGUAGCUCAAAUCAUUUUCACGGGUACCCCCAUGUGGAUCAUUUAUACGACCAAGGUUUUUCUACACAUUGUUUCUCAGCGUUGCUCUCGACUCCAGAAUAAUAACCAUAACGAAAUCGAUAACCAAAUAUCAAAGAAAAAGGUUGAAAAAUACACAAUUACGGAUCAGUUCGUUACAAGCAAAAAAGAUAAGGCUAGCCAGAGCCCAGAGCACUGUACUCAAGACCAAGUAGAAACUACAGUAAAUAUUUAACUUACAACUCAUCUAAACAAGUUAUUCUACAUUGCAAUUCAAAUAUGCAAUAAAACUUAGGAAAAUAAUGUAUAGGAUAAAAUACAAACUCUUAGAAAAAUGUCUUUAACCUAAUAUCACUUCUCUCAUUGAAGGUUUAGUUAAAAUCAAAGAUGUGAAACCUGUUUCAAGGAUCCGAAUUCCGUAAUGGUUGAGAUAUAUUUAAUUGAUAAACGCCAGGUUUAGCAAAUAGUUUUGCGUCAGCACUAGAGAUAAGUUGAUUUUUGUAAGGAAAGAGGAAAAUUUCAAUAUUUUUCGUUCAGCAGG
This is a messenger RNA of Limulus polyphemus (Atlantic horseshoe crab), 1962 nucleotides long. Its product is annotated as sodium/bile acid cotransporter-like. The transcript has 3 exons. The record is from RefSeq and is a predicted model, not a curated record. Bases 1 to 1656 code for a protein of 551 amino acids. Gene Ontology annotation, cellular component: membrane. NCBI's taxonomy places the organism in Eukaryota, Metazoa, Arthropoda, Merostomata, Xiphosura, Limulidae.